GUGGGGCAUGGAACCUAUAGCAAUGUAUACAAAGCGAGAGAUAAGGAGAGUGGAAAGAUUGUUGCUUUGAAGAAGGUAAGGUUUGACACAUCAGAUCCUGAAAGCAUAAAGUUUAUGGCAAGAGAGAUAAUGAUUCUGCAGAAGCUGGAUCAUCCCAAUGUCAUCAAACUCAAAGGACUUGCAACAUCAAGGAUGCAGUAUAGUCUUUAUCUUGUUUUUCGUUACAUGCACUCUGAUCUUACUACAAUCAUCUCUCGUCCUACGGAUAAACUCACUGAACCACAGAUCAAGUGUUAUAUGCAGCAAUUGCUUCUGGGGCUACAGCACUGUCAUGAGAGAGGAGUUAUGCAUAGAGAUAUUAAACCUUCCAACUUGUUGGUAGACAAAAAGGGAGUGCUAAAAAUUGCAGAUUUUGGGUUAGCAAAUUCUUUUGCUAUGAAACCUGAAGGGCCUUUCACAAAUCGAGUGGUGACACUUUGGUAUAGAGCUCCUGAACUUCUUUUGGGUUCAACAGAUUAUGGAUAUGAAAUUGAUCUAUGGAGUGCAGGGUGCUUGUUGGCUGAGAUGUUCCUUGGAAGGCCACUUAUGCCUGGGAGAACAGAGGUUGAACAACUUCACAUGAUCUUCAAACUUUGUGGUACACCUUCUGCGGAUUAUUGGAUGAGAAGGAAGCUAACGACAAGCUUAUUUCCACCACUACAUUACAAAGCUAACUAUGACGAAAACUUUAAGGAUUUUCCUUCCUCUGCUUCUUCUCUCUUGACUACACUUCUUCAUCUAGACUCUCAUGCACGUGCCACAGCUGCUUCUGCUCUUCAAAGCCAAUUUUUCAAGUCAAGUCCAUUAGCAUGUGACGUUUCAGCUUUAGCAGUAAUAUACAAAGACGAGGAUGAAUACUCACAAACAAAAAGACGAAAAAGGCGAAAGGGUCUGAAAAACAAAGGGCAUGUAUUUCAAACAAGUGCAUGCAACAUGAACCAAUCACGAAAGAACAAUACUUCUGAACAAAGCAGGAGAGACUCCGAAUCAUCAUUGAAAGGGAAGAGUGUGGCACAAGACAUGAAAGGUGAAGAAAUUGAAAAAAGUGAAAGCAAGACAUGGUCAGAUUUUAUGAAGGAGAGGAGCACGAGCAUGGAUGCAUCUAUAUCCCCAGUUUUUCUCUCCAGUGUGAGAAAAUCUCCUAAAACAGAGGGCCAUCCUAAUGCUCUUAAGAACAUAAAAAACUAUACCCUUUUACAAGCCUCAAUAAUUGAUAUGAUCAAUCGCAAUGAAGGCAAUGAAAUUGGUCCAUUGCGUAAGUCCUUUUCUGCAUUGGAUUUUCGCCUUCAUCCAGACAAACUAUCAAGCCUCUACUCCCAGUUCAGAAAUUGAGCCACCACAUGUGAUUUUCUAAUUUCUGUUCUAAUUCUUGUUGACUUAAGUCUGAAUGCUUUCUUGUGUAUUUAUAAUUAUUUAAAUCAUUUUUUCCCAUGAUGAAGA
This is a messenger RNA of Vigna unguiculata (cowpea), 1479 nucleotides long. Its product is annotated as putative serine/threonine-protein kinase At1g54610. The record is from RefSeq and is a predicted model, not a curated record. Gene Ontology annotation, biological process: positive regulation of transcription elongation by RNA polymerase II; protein phosphorylation. Gene Ontology annotation, molecular function: ATP binding; RNA polymerase II CTD heptapeptide repeat kinase activity. NCBI's taxonomy places the organism in Eukaryota, Viridiplantae, Streptophyta, Magnoliopsida, Fabales, Fabaceae. Gene Ontology annotation, cellular component: nucleus; cyclin-dependent protein kinase holoenzyme complex.